AAAGGUGAGGGAGCAACUGAGAUUUAGUGCCAGUUUGCUUUCAUUAUCAGCCCCUUAAGAGGACUACAGGCAGCUCCUGACAAUCUACGUGGAGACAGUUACCUGUUUAAGGUCUCCCGUCCGUUGAAGGAGCUAGACACCUGCCUCCCACGACCCUAAAACAAUCAUCAUGGAAACCAUAGAACGCAUUGUGGAAAAAUGCAACUCCAUCUAUCGGAGGGCUGAGAGUGUGAAGGUCUACAAAACCAACUGUGACACAAUCGCCGAAAGAGUCCACAUCCUGGAGAGACUGGUUAAGGGGAUCGAAAAAAAGGGACCUGAUCACAUCACUCCCACAGUUUCCCAAUCUUUGAUAGAAGUCCUUAUGACUCUGACUACUGCAGAGGAACACAUAACGAAAUUCACCAGGUCGAGCACUAUUAAAGGAUCUAGUGCCAAGACUAAAGAUAAUGAGGCAAUGUUUGGUAGGAUAAGUAAAAAAAUAGAUGAUGGCUUGCAGGUUCUGAAUGCGGCACAAGCGAUUGAUAGUCCCAUUGCGCCAAAGCAAACAACCUACCCUGCAGGACCGACGUUUUCUCCGUUUCCACAGCCCAGCCAGACUCUGCAGGUGCAGCAGUUCAGCCUUGCAGCCUCUAUGCCUCCUCCACCACAACCGUUAUACCCCGCAACCUCUCUGCCUUCUCCAACAGCAUCAUUAUACUCCCAACCCUCUCUGCCUCCUCCAACAGCCCCGUUAUACCCUACAGCCUCUCUGACUUCCCAAACACAGCAGUACAACCAAAGUUUCUCCAAACCUAUGGUUCCAACUUUCCAAAUGUCCAACCACAUGACCACUGUGCCUCUGCACAGCAAUAACCCACCAGCCUCAUUUUCCACGGCCUGUUAUGGUUUCAGUGUUCCACAACCAGGCAACGGCUACUAUGCGAAUGGUUCUGGCACCAUGACGUCGAUGUCUUACCCCACCCCAAUGAAUAUCUCCCACCAAAGCACCUCAAUCGCGACAAAUUAUGUUGUCAACAAUCCCACCUUUCAGUAGGGUGCUUAAGAGGCUAAAAUAAUAAAUUGGCUCAACUUGGAGGAGGUAAAACAUUUAAAAAUGAGGUGGAAACAAUAGCAAAAAUCCCUGCGAGUCUGCGCAUCUGUAAUCAUGUUGAAUGUUCAGAAAUAAAAAUAGUAAAUGAAUAAUGAAGAAGACUUCUGUGCAGCCAAAAACAAAUUAAGGCAGCAAUCCCUUAUGCAGUUAUG
Molecule: messenger RNA, 1245 nt
Organism: Cyprinodon variegatus (sheepshead minnow)
Lineage: Eukaryota; Metazoa; Chordata; Actinopteri; Cyprinodontiformes; Cyprinodontidae
Product: formin-like protein 2
Exons: 3
Coding region: 170-1036 (288 amino acids)
Biological process (GO): cell surface receptor signaling pathway
Source: RefSeq, a predicted model, not a curated record